GGAGGGGGACAGAACUAGGGCGGGGCUUCCAGGAGCAGGCUUGAAAGCUGCUGUCAAAACAGCUCAAAGUGACAACUUGGACUCAGAGUGUCACAUUGCUGUGUGUGUGCGUGAGUGUGUGAGUGUGUGUGCCCAUAGCCCAGGGUGUUUUCAGGUAUAAUGAGUCCUUGUAGCAUUAUGUGCAGCUUCUGUAUGUAGGCCAGUACACAAUGGCAUCCAGGGCAACCAUCACUUUUGUCAGUUACAAAACAAAACGGCGUUAAGCUGGUGGGAAAUUUGCUGCAGAAAUAACUCUAAGCAAAGGAAAUGAUGGGGGAAAGCUAUGUUUAGCCUUCACGCUGUGGUUGUCUAUGUACUGUGAACUUCAGGUCGAUGGUUGUAAUGCCUUUUUUUUCUACUUUAAUUUCCUCCUCAGUGGCCAUCCACGCAUUAAUAUGCAGCGACACAUCUGUCUCAGGUUUGAGUUGAGGCAACACAGACAAGCUGCCUGCACUCUUAGUCCAAUGAAGGGCCACCUUACUCAGAGUAUUCUGUCUUCAUCCAUCAUCUAUUUUUGCCGUCUUCCUUUUUCUAUGAUGAUGUAUCAUAAGCUCUGAUGUACCAUAGGGAGACGUGGGUGUAGGUGGAAUAAUCUAAAUGGGAAAAAGACAUUGAACUCCUCAGAUUUCACUGCUACUUUGUGAGCUCACUAAUCUUCCAGGCAUAUGAUUUGCCCUGAUAUCAUUUAUACACAACCGUCUAACUUGCCCAAACACACCAACAAGUGGCUGCUAUGUCUGGAGAGAGUCAAAGAGAUAAAUGAAUAAUAAAGACUGAUCCUGAAAAAAGAAAAAUGCAGUAGUGUGACUAUAUUCUAUUGGGAGACAAAUACACUAUGUAUGUUAAUAGAAACCAAAGAGAGGAUUAGCUGCUUCAAAGGUAGCAGUCAUCUCUGCCUUUUCCAAACUGAUCCUGUUUGUGAGUGUGGCUGGACGGGCGAACAGACUGAAAAGCGUAUGGACGAGGCUCGUGCAAACAGAGCCAGACAGCCUUCAGCACUACAGACAGAGGAGGCGGAGGGGAGAGAGGGAAGAAAAACAGGGAGAAGAGCAUCAGUAAAGUAGAAUCCCAGAGCCUGAUUACAAGACCUGCUCUCAUCUGCCUGGAAAAUGUGACUGGACUGUCUGGAGGGGGUGGAGGCGUCACAUUCCAGUUCACAUCCCACUUCACAUCCCAUUUCUUACUUGCUGGGGGAUGAUAGUCAUUGCAGAGGGAUGAAACCGAAGGGAAGACCUGUGCUGAAUCUAUUUGACUUGCUGCCUCUCCUUUUUGUUGUAGCAAACUCCCUUUCACUAAGCAAACGGCUUCUUUUGGUCGUAACGGUAUUUAUAUGGUUAAAGACAGAAAUGCAUAGUGGUGGCAAAUCGAAUGAAAAGGCAGCCCGCAUGUUUUAUCCCCUAUCAGUCAUGCUGACAUGGUUUGGGACCACUUGACCCUUUGUAUUGACACAUCUGAGUGAUUACUUUAACUACGCGGCAUGAGAGGUCAGUGACUGGUAUGAAAAUGCUCUCACUUACACGUAAUGUCUUUUGUGCCCUAUGAAGCUGAACACUGAUGGGAUAUUUUCUAUAGGCAUAUUUUACAGUGCCCCCCUCCCCCAGUACAGGAUGGCUUUAUAACCCUGCAGUAGAGUUUCAGGGGCUUGGAGAAUGAAUAUCAAAGCUCAACGAAGCAGUUCUGCUCACAUGUGAUGAGACUUUAUGGUGGAUUUUUCCUUUAAUUUGUCACCCGUCUGUGCUUUUUACAUCCCCUUAAGGAAAUUGUGUCGAGCAGCCAGUACCAAUAGGGUUUAGUGGGGAGAGCUCAUGUAACGCAGCCAUAUAUUUUAUAAAUGAAGCAUGCCGUCAAACUCGCUCUUCAUCCUAAUGUAAAUGUAAGGGGCCUGAGAGGGGUUUCAGGGCUCAGGGCACGGCCUCCCUAUUAAAUUAAUUUCCCCCCAUUAAAUCUGCUUUCUAAACAUUUGGAUCACAUGGGACUCACCUGUUGCUUUUUUUUUUUUUUUCAUUCCCUCCUGUACAUAUCCUCCACCCCUCAAGCUGUUUCCAGGCUGAUAACCAUAUGCUUUCUGUCACCUUCUUACGUUCCUUAUGGAUGGACAGGUUUGUUUUUGUUGGAGGUGUUGUGUGUUGUCGUCGUGGAUGGGCUAAUUACAAGGUUUUGUGUCACAGCCUUAAGGGGUGGGACAUUGACUCACUCUGGAUCAUUGACAAUGUCGUGCAACGAGAAAAUUGCACACAAACACGCACGUAUGCAGCCGGCGAGACAAAAACACAUGUUGUGAAAGCAAAUGUUCACACCAGGUCAUUAGCACUGACACAGGCUCGGUGUGUGCAUUCCUUUGCCCCCCUGCCCACAGUGUCUUAAAACUCCCUAACUCUGGUUUUUGAAUCGGUAAAGAACGACAGUGGCCGCUGGCUGGUGGCACAGUGUUUAGGUAUGUGUUUAUGAGACAGAGCGAGAGAGAGAGAGAGAGAAGUGGGAGGAGUGGGGCGCUCACAGACACAUUUAGAGAUCCCACUUCUCUUUGUGGUAAUGAGAAACUGCACUCUCAGCUGUUAAACACAAAGGCAGCAUCAACAGUCGCUGCUGGCUGGACAGGCAGCUGACUGCAUGACUGCGCGUGUGUGUCUGUAUGUGUGUGUCUGAGUGUGUGAAUAUUGUUGAAGGGAAUCCAUACAUCACUGAAGCCAGGAUGGAGACCAAAACCAUCCGCUUUCUGUACAGCCAGCGUUGUAGAGAGGUCCGUGCUCAGCUGGUGGAGCAGCUCAAGUGUUUGGACCAGCAGUGCGAGCUGAGGGUGCAGCUGCUUCAGGACCUGCAGGACUUCUUUCGAAAGAAGGCAGAAAUUGAGAUGGACUACAGCCGCAACCUGGAGAAGCUGGGUGAAAGAUUCCUCACAAAGACGCGCAGCACCAAGGAUCAUCUACUCAAGAAGGAGCAGAGCAUUUUAUCUCCGGUGAAUUGCUGGAACCUGUUGCUGCAACAGGUAAAGAGGGAGAGCCGCGACCACGCCACUCUGUCUGACCUCUACCUCAACAACAUCAUUCCCCGCUUUGCACAGAUCAGUGAGGACUCAGGGCGCCUCUUCAAGAAGAGCAAAGAGGUUGGCUUACAGCUGCAAGAAGACCUGUUGAAAGUUCUUAAUGAGCUUUACUCGGUGAUGAAGACAUACCACAUGUACAACACUGACAGCAUCAAUGCUGAGUCCAAGCUCAAGGAGGCAGAGAAGCAGGAGGAGAAGCAGAUGGGGCGCUCUGGUCGACAGGAUGACCGCCAAACGCCGCGUUCCCCAGACACCCUGGCCAGCAUAAAGAUGGACGAGAAACCCGUCCGGCGUUCCAGCGUCAAAAAAAUCGAGAAGAUGAAGGAGAAGAGGCAAGCUAAGUACACAGAGAACAGACUGAAGGCCAUCAAAGCCAGAAAUGAGUACCUGCUCGCCCUCGAGGCCACCAACAGCUGCGUCUUCAAAUAUUACAUCCAUGACCUCUCUGACAUCAUUGAUUGCUGUGACCUGGGCUACCAUGCCAGCCUCCACCGAGCGCUGAGGACCUACUUGUCUGCUGAACAGAAUGUGGAAACAUCCAAACAAACAGGGCUUGGUGCUCUAGAGGGAGCCACAGAGAGUCUUGAAGCCAACGGGGACAAACAGAAACUGAUGGAGACCUACAACAAUGUCUUCUGCCCACCAGCUCGCUUUGACUUUCAGUCCCACAUGGGAGACACGAUGGGAGUGAUGUGUGCACAGUCGCCACUUGAAAGCGACCUGAUCCAGAGGUGUCAGCAGCUGCAAUCCCGCCUCUCCACGCUUAAGAUUGAGAAUGAUGAGGUGAAGAAAACCAUGGAGGCUACUCUGUCCACCAUUCAAGACAUGGUGACUGUGGAGGACUAUGAUGUCUCCGAGUGCUUCCAGCACAGCAACAGCAUGGAGUCAGUCAAAUCCACUUGUGAAUCCUAUCUCAGCAAACCCAGCCUGGCCAAGCGACGGGCCAAUCAGCAGGAGACGGAGCAGUUUUACUUCACAAAGCUGAAGGAGUUUCUGGAAGGCAGGAACCUGAUCACCAAGCUGGAGGCCAAGCAUGACCUCAUCAAGAAGACCCUAGGAGAGGGUCAGAAGACUGACUGUUGCCUUGCCAGCGGACGGAGAAACUCAACAGUACGGAAGCAGGAGUCGGGCGAAACCAUUCCCCUGAUGGUUGAGAGCUGCAUCCGCUUCAUCAGUCGCCAUGGUCUGCAGCAUGAGGGAAUCUUCAGAGUGUCAGGCUCACAAGUGGAAGUCAAUGACAUCAAGAAUGCUUUUGAGAGAGGUGAGGACCCGCUCGCAGGGGACCAAAAUGACCAUGACAUGGACUCAAUUGCUGGUGUGCUCAAGCUUUACUUUAGAGGCCUGGAUCACGCCCUCUUCCCUAAAGAAGUCUUCCAUGACCUCAUAUCCUGUGUCUCAAUGGAGAGCCUCACAGAGCGGGCAGUUCAUAUUAAGAAGGUUUUGCAGUCCCUACCAAGUAAAACCCUCAUCGUCAUGAGAUACCUUUUUGCCUUCCUCAACCACCUGUCUCAGUACAGCGAGGAAAACAUGAUGGACCCCUACAACCUGGCAAUCUGUUUUGGCCCCACCCUGAUGUCUGUCCCAGAGGGUCAUGACCAGGUUUCUUGCCAGGCCCAUGUCAACGAACUCAUUAAAACUAUCAUCAUCCACCAUGACACCAUCUUUCCUGGACCGCAAGACCUGCAAGGCCCCAUCUACACUAUUCCUGGAGUUGGAGAUGACUUCUGUGACAGUCAACACUGUGAGCCCCCUCUUGUGGAAGAGCCAGCACCUGACACUGUCUCUGUCAGCCAUAACAGCGAAGAUGGCUCCUUGGCUGUUUCAGAGUCUGAUCCAAUCGAAGCCAUCGCUAGGUUUGAUUAUACAGGCCGGACCGGUCGGGAGCUGUCAUUCAAGAAAGGUGCCUCUCUGCUUCUGUACCACCGAGCCUCUGAUGACUGGUGGGAGGGACGACACAAUGGAGUGGAUGGACUGGUGCCACACCAGUAUAUUGUGGUCCAAGACACGUCUGAUGUGGGGCGAGGAAGUCCAAAGCCGGACUUGGACAGCAGGGAUCUGCUGGAGGAUAGAGUACCCACUCGAGUCAGUGCUGCCUCUCCUACAGGAGCUCAUGUAGCUGACAUCUAUCUGGCCAACCUGAACAAGCUGAGGAAACGGCCGGAGCCUGGGAACAUCAGAAGAACGCUCCGCUCAGAGAGCGACAGCACAAGUCCAGGAACCAGCGGAGGCGGGGGAGGAGGAGUGAGGACCGCUUCUCUUCCUGUUGGCGGCGCUCUUGUAAAAGAAACCGGGGACAAGCGACCCGUGAGCGCUCAUAGCAUCCUCAACUCAGUUACUCGCCACUCCUCACUCAAGACCAAGGUGGAGAGUCCACAGUUGCGGAAGACGACUACAGCAGGGCGCUCCAAGAGCUUCAGCAACCACAGACCACUGGACCCUGAAGUCAUAGCCCAGGUGGAUCCCCUCUCACAGGACAUUGAAACAACCUUAAAUGAGUUCAGUAAGUUGGAAAGACAGAGCACCCCGAAACAUACACAUACCCCUGACGUGGUGCUGGACACCCUGGAGCAGCUGAAAAGCGGAGGAGGAGCUUCAGAGCCCUCUAGUCCACUCCACUCCCGUCUGCUGCGGGACAAUGAGGGAGGCUCACACGCCCAUUCACUCCAGCGCAGCGCCUCCUCAGCUAGCGACGUGCCCUCCUCCUUCCGCCCUGCCAAGAGCCAGCCACGGAGCCCCCUGCCCUCUGCCACGUCCCCGUCUUUGUCCACCUCUCACUCCUCAUCCCUAUCUUCCUUCAGAGAGUCGCGCCCGCCAGCAACAAGGCCCAAGCCGGUGGUGUUCCCAAAGGGUGGAGGAGGUAGCGGCAGUCCAGCAAUGGGCUCCCCAACCUCCACUGUUCCCCCUACGCCUCCUCCUCCACCUGCAGGCCACACACACUCUCUCCCCCACACGCCUCCCCCUCCCCCUCCAUCCCAGUCUAAUGAUAAAUCUUGCCCUGCUUAAGUCCCAAAAUGGAAAUCCUGAUUCUUGCAAACUCUUAAGAUUCUUGCAGCUCUUCUGUCAGGUGCCAAAAGCGCUUCGCUUGUUACACAUAGGACCCGUAACCCAAUUCUCACAUGUAGCAUUCACUACUUGGAGACCAGAUGAGUUCCUUAUGAUGCCAUGUUCAAUUUAGUGUCAAGUUUUUAAUCUGCCCUCUCCUGCCAGCUCUGCUUUACUACAGCUCAACUAUCACUGAUAAAGCAAAAGACACUUCUUCUCUCUUUUUUUCCUUCUUGCCACCACAGAGAUUCCAGACUUUGCUGGAUUUUCCAAUCUUGUACAGGGGAGCAGGACUCAGGGUGGACUCAUACAGGCCCUGGAGCUUGCAUACACUAGUUUGCGUUGUAUGAAAUUCCAUUUGAGUGGGCGUGCAAGAGUGUUACUUGCCUUUUAUACACAGAUUUAUGUGAGGAAUAAAAAGCACUGUUUUUUUAAUUUGUUUGGUUUUUUGUAUAGUAGAUACGACAGCGUUUUUUAUCUUUUUAAUGACCCCGUGACUAGCAGACCAGAUUUCAGAGAACAGACUGUGAAAUGCUAACCUCUAACUCACACACUGACCUGCUGCUUCAGAAGUGGAAAGCUGGAGGUAAAGGCAGACUUUUGGGAUGAUAACAAAAAGAAAAGAAAACUGGUCCAAAUACCUGUGCAAGUCAUAUGAUGGAGAGCUUUACUUUGCCUUUUUCCUUCAGUGUUCAAUAUCAUUUUGAAAUAUUCUUAUUUUUUAAUAUUUCUUUUUUUGUAUUCGCACCACAACAGGAGCAUAAAAUAACAUGGCCAACAAUAAUUUUAAGUCUACGUAAAGCAAUACAAAUGCUAAACCCUGGUAGUUUGUGGCAUUAUGUGCUGCUCGUCUCCUGCAGCUCGGUUUUGUGUGUAGGGGACCACUGAAGACCCAGCAUUUUCCUAUGUAGUGUUGGACUGUACAUGCAAACGUACGUUUUCUUUAAACGUAUGUGCGUGGCAGUGCUUUUGUUUUGUGGCAGCUAAACCCCUUUCAGGUUUUCCUUGCAUGCUGGGGGCCGCUGACUGCAGCCACUGCAGCAGCAGCUGUCCGAGUCCAACUCCAAACAGAGCUACAUUUUGCUCCUUUUAAUGACAUCCUUCAAACAUAGCCGUAAAAAAAAGGAGUUUUGAUUAUUCUAACAGUGUGUAUGUAUAUUUAAUAAUCACAAUGAUAACUGGAAGCACGGAGCUGAGAUUCCUCCUGAGUGUGUUUAUAUAAAAGCACAACCAACCACCUCAUCGAAUACGUUCUUAAGCAAAGUUUGUUUAUAUUCUCAUUUGGGUUUUGUUUUUUUUUUGUUGGGUUUUUUAUGCUCAGAAUUUGUAAAUUGUGGAGUUUUGUAGCCACCUGGGUAAAUGCACAUGCGUGCUCCUGUGUCAGGCACGCAUUGGCAGAGUAUGUAUGCACCUCACCCAGCCCUUGCCUAAGCAAAAAUGGAUGCCAACCAACAGCGACUGCCUGGAGACACACAAAGUUCUCCGGUGUUUUGGAGUGCUGGCCGCCUAAGCGCUGAACAAAUAUGCACUGUAUAAAUGUCACCAGAUAAAAAGCGUACAGGGAUACUUAAAAUGUCUUCGUUUGCCAGUUGUCUUCACCCAGAUCCAAGAAAGAAAGCCUUUUUUUGUAACCGUGUUGAACAAAUGCUAAACUCACAUUACCCAGCACAUAGUGCACUCAUGGAUGCUCUCUCUCUCCCAGGCAAUGAUUUGUUAGUGUUAAGGUUUAUUUUUAAUCACUGUAUACUGAUUGUGUGUUACCUGGUGUAUUUGUGUUGCUCUUACCUCAUCAUGAGAACUGGAGGGAUUGUGCGCGCGUGCAUGUGUGUUCGUGUGUGUGGUUGUGGUGCAGAAACAUGAAAUGACAUUGUCGGCACAAACACUCUCGCACAUACACACCAUGCAUGUGGGUGGUUGGUGUGUUUUGUCCCAGUUGUGCUGUCCAAAGGGAACUGGGAGCCUCUUUUGAUCUCAAAUCAAUCAUCGUGCACUUGAACAACUUGGCUUGCAUGUGGACUAACUGUGUGGGGAUGAUAAUGUAGGCGUUGAAUAUUGUUACAUAUGCAUUUUUGUGUCAGUUUGAAAAUGGCAGAACUUAAAAACAAAACAAAAAAAAAGACCGUAAUGUCAAAUCUAUUUAUAGUUGUCUCUGUAUUACUGGAGAAUCCUGUGUUCAGAUUUACUUUGUAAAUACAAUGUUGUACAUUACAGAGGUACACUCUUUUUUUGGUACAAUAUUGUACAGUAAUAGCAAUAGUAGUUUAAUCAAAUAGGCCUUAUAUAAUAUUCCACGUGUAGUUCUUGUUGUAGAUCUGCUUUUUUGUUCUUUUGUUUUUUUUAAUAAACAUUGCUUGCUAUAAAGAUUCUUGAUUUGUUUGUAACAAUAAAUUGACAACAUGAAA
Haplochromis burtoni (Burton's mouthbrooder) is the source of this 8526-nucleotide messenger RNA. It is a transcript of the gene srgap2, whose product is annotated as SLIT-ROBO Rho GTPase activating protein 2. NCBI's taxonomy places the organism in Eukaryota, Metazoa, Chordata, Actinopteri, Cichliformes, Cichlidae. Gene Ontology annotation, biological process: signal transduction; negative regulation of cell migration. Gene Ontology annotation, molecular function: protein binding. The record is from RefSeq and is a predicted model, not a curated record. Gene Ontology annotation, cellular component: cytoplasm. The transcript has 23 exons. Bases 2672 to 6085 code for a protein of 1137 amino acids.